GAAGUUUCGAACUGAAUCACCUGAACGACGUAGAGUGACUGAUGCCCAGCGGAGUUGUAAAAAUCAAGCAAAAGCCGCCUGGUCUGGGCCAAGUUUGUUUAGUCGACUAGUGUCAGUGUUAGCGGGAAGAUGAAACCAAGUUUGAAGCUUAGACAGGCGGGCGUGAUUGUGCUGGCAUUAAAUUGCGUCUUACUUUGCUCAGCGCAAGGUGGUCAGGGCGGUGCUGGUGGUUGGGGCGGAGCGGCGGGCUCGCCAGGAGCACCUGGUGCGCCCGGCGGCAGUGACUACGGCUUCGGCUAUGCUGGUGUAGACAGCAGAGGUCGCGUUUAUGGCGGCGCCGGCGGCAAUGGCGGCUACUAUGCAGGCGGUGUAGAUGAUCAGGGACGGCGCUUUGCGUACAGUGGCGGUGCAGCUGGCAUGCCGGGAAUGCCAGAAGCGCCUGGCGCAUAUCCUGGCGCACCAGGAGCACCUGGAGUACCUCGCGGCUAUCCCGGUGGCUACUAUGAUCAACGCUACAGAUCGUCAGCUAAUGCCAAAUGCACACAAGCACAUUGGCUGUGGCUCAUCAUGCCAUUUGCUAUGCUUGCGAGUUUUUUAUAAAACGACUAUAAAUAGUCGUAAUAAACAAAAAAAAUUGAAAAGUUAUAGAGAGCUGCAGGCAUGCCAGUUGUAAUUUAUUUACACAAAUGCGGAAUUUCAUCAGUUCAUUUUUAUUGCAUUAUUCACUAGCUGAUCGCACUAGAUUGUAAUUACAGAGUAGACUAUGUACCUAAAACUAUAAUCUUAGAUCUAUGUACAUGCAUUAUAAUACAAAUAAUAAAUACACACCUACAAGUAUACCUACAUAUAAUUGCACUGUAA
Anastrepha obliqua is the source of this 861-nucleotide messenger RNA. RefSeq lists its product as uncharacterized. Lineage: Eukaryota; Metazoa; Arthropoda; Insecta; Diptera; Tephritidae. The transcript has 2 exons. The record is from RefSeq and is a predicted model, not a curated record. Bases 130 to 600 code for a protein of 156 amino acids.